UCUCCAAAAACUACAUAGUGCUCCUUUAAAUACAGCACAGCUGGAUUUUACAUGUGAGUGGUGAUGAGUUUAAACCACCACUAACUAAAACUACUUAAGUGGCGGGUAAGACAUUAAAUUAAAAGACUUCUGAACGUGGCUGUGAAUAAAUAAAGUGAGCGGAGUCCCCGCCGGUGAUGCUGAGUGACAGGCAGGGGGAGAGAGAGAGAGAGAGAGAGGUCCUCCACCGGAGCAGGAAGCUGCUGCUGGGACUGCCGAGAAGACAGAGGAGGUACAAAACAACGUCGACAUCAGCAGGCAGGCGGACAGCGGGGUAUCCACCAUAAUGUAGACCCGACGGAGCAGGAACAGCCACGUACGUCCACCGAGCGACACCUCAACACAUGUCCAGGCUGCAGCGGUGAACACAAAAGGGGCCGUGUGCGUGUGUGUUUUCCGCCUGGUGAAAAAUGAAGGAGCUGAAGGGCUGCGGUAUGCGCUCCUCAGUGGGCUUUCUGUCCCGCAGAGAGCUGACUGGGCAGCCGCUCAUGAAGGAGGAAUUCCAGAGACGCAGGCUGUCAGGCUGCACCAGCCUCUUCAAGAAGGAUAUGCUCGGACACUUCGGUUGUGUCAACGCCAUUGAGUUCUCCAACAACGGCGGGGAAUGGCUGGUGUCUGGCGGAGAUGACCGCCGGGUGCUCCUGUGGCACAUGGAGCAAGCCAUCCACGCUCGGUCCAAACCUGUGAAACUGAAAGGAGAGCACCUGUCCAACAUCUUCUGCCUGGCCUUCGACAGCACCAACAAAAAGGUCUUCUCUGGAGGAAACGAUGAACAGGUGAUUCUUCAUGAUGUGGAGAGGAGAGAAACUCUGAACGUGUUCCUGCACAUCGACGCCGUGUACAGUUUGUCCGUCAGUCCGGUCAACGACAACGUGUUCGCCAGCUCAUCUGACGACGGACGCGUCCUGAUCUGGGACACCCGAGAGCCGCCAAGCACAGAGCCGUUCUGCCUGGCCAGCUACCCGUCAGCCUUCCACAGCGUGAUGUUUAACCCCGUGGAGCCCAGGCUCAUCGCCACCGCCAACUCCAAGGAGGGAGUGGGAUUAUGGGACAUCCGCAAGCCGCGCAGCUCAUUGCUGCGUUACGGAGGCAGCCUGUCCCUGCAGAGCGCCAUGAGUGUCCGCUUCAACAGCACCGGCACCCAGCUGCUGGCGUUGCGCCGCCGCCUGCCGCCCGUCCUGUACGAGCUGCACUCCCGCCUGCCCAGCUACCAGUUUGACAACCAGGGCUACUUCAACUCCUGCACCAUGAAGAGCUGCUGUUUCGCUGGUGACAAAGAUCAGUACAUCCUGUCUGGGUCAGAUGACUUCAACCUCUACAUGUGGAAAAUCCCAAAGGACCCAGAAUCAGGAGGCCGCGUGGUGAACGGGGCUUUCAUGGUCCUGAAGGGUCACCGCUCCAUCGUGAACCAGGUCCGCUUCAACCCUCACACCUACAUGAUCUGCUCCUCCGGCGUGGAGAAAGUCAUCAAGGUGUGGAGUCCCUACCAGCAGCCUGACAGCCUCGGUGACCUGGAUGGCCGAGUGGAAGACAAGUCCCGCAGCCUGUACACCCACGAGGAGUACAUCAGCCUGGUGCUCAACAGCGGCAGUGGUCUGUCCCACGACUACGUCAGCCAGUCCAUCCAGGAGGAUCCACGCAUGAUGGCUUUUUUCGACUCUCUGGUGCGUCGAGAGAUCGAGGGCUGGAGCUCCGACUCUGACAGCGAUCUGAGCGAGGAAGCCAUCAUGCAGCUCCACGCCCGAGGACGCCGCACCACGCGGCCCACGCCGACAGCUGCCACCACUGUGGCAGCUGCUGCUCAACAGAGCGACUCUGACAACUCGUCAUCCUCCUCGCUGGCUGGACCUGAUGCCUCAGCAGGAGAAGAGCAAGCAGGAGCAGAGGUGGAUGAGCGACCGAGGAGACGGAGCAGGCAUCAACGGCAUCAGUCUGGCUUCCUUGUAAAUGAGGGUUCGGACUCGAGUGAGUUUUGGCUCGACCCCAUGCCCCGGCCUCGUUCUCCGAGCCCCAGGGACAACUCCACGCUGUCCAGCCCCACCUCCUCUCCUUCACUUCCUGUGGGAGCCUCCAGCUCCUCCACAUCCACUUCCAGCUCUAGCAGUGACGACGAAGAGCGGCGUAGUGCAGUGAGGCGGCGCAACGUCAUGAGACGACGACGCAUGCAUGUGGUCUCCAGAGCUGGGGAUCGACCCGAGUCUGCACAGGCUCUGUUUUCACAGGCUCUGUUUUCAGCCAUCGACUCCUGCAGUUAUCCAUCGAUAUCAGUCGAUGACCUGUCUUCCUCCUCGACAGGCGAGGAUCAAAACUCUCUCCAAAUCAAACCCUGCAGUGGCGGCACCGGAGAUGAAGAGAAAUGUCUGAGCCCUUCUGACUUUGUGUGUCUGAGCCCAGUAAUGUCCCCUGAGAGCCAAGAGAAUGAGGAAGGGAGUGAAAGGACUGAGCUGGAAAGACAUCCAGCUGCGUCUCCGCGGUCUCUACCUGGACACAGGACCGGAGAGAGAGCUGCUGCUGAGGCGGCUUCAGACAGCUCCAACAGCGGAGAGGCUUGUGGCAGCUCAGGGGCUUUGGACAGUAACUCCCAGAGUCAUCGUAGCCGCGGAGUGAACGGGCAGCACCGGACUGUGGCGAGCGAGAACCUCCUCGUCUCCUCAGAAUCAGAGGAAGAGACUGAUGUCACUCCUGAAGACACGAGGCCACAGAAAGAAAAAGGUCUGGCACAGAGCGCUCUGAAACGGACUCACGUGGGAACAGAGGAGGGCGAGUCAGGCUCCUCACCCUCAGAAAAGAAGAUAAAAACAUAAUGACAUCUCUUUCUCACCCUUGAAAGAAAUCAUUUGUUAACAGACUUAAUUUAGGAGUUGGGUUUUCUAUGGGUUUUUACAACUCAGCUUUUUCAUUUUGCGUCUUGUAGUCAUGUGAGACAUGAACUGAUUAUGAGCUGAGCUAAAAAAAGAAAGUUUGAUUGACUUUUGUUUCCGAACAAAUAAAUAGGACAGUGUCAUCAUUGUUUAGGUCAAACCGCAGAUGACAUUCAAAAAUGGAAAAUAUAAAGCAUAAGCUGAAUAUUGUUGAUAGCAAUGGAGUUUAAAGUGAAACGCGUUUAUUUUCAUGCAGCAUCAGUGUUUCUUUCUCAUGUUCUGGUUGCUGCAGAAGGCUCCGACUGGGAUUUGGAGCUCCUCCAAAUUACAAAAAACAAAAAAACAAAAAAACAAAACAGGUCUUUAUGGAGGACAAAAGCUUUGCAGCGCUCUGAUUUCUGCAGUUUCACACUGAGCGUUAAUCUGAUUGGGCUUAUUUUCAUUUUAAAGUGAUUCUCUGCUGCUUCAGGGGCUGUCUGAGGAUUGACUGUGUCACCAUUUGUUGAAGCUGUGCAUUGAAAUGAUGCUUUCAGUGUCUCUACCAAUUGUUUUUUGUCUCAUUAUCCAGCCCCUGGGUAUCAUUACAGGCCAGCGCUCGCUUUUGUUUUCCUGCAAUUAAAGAAUGAUUUGUUCUCCAGUGACAAUGAC
Acanthopagrus latus (yellowfin seabream) is the source of this 3548-nucleotide messenger RNA. It is a transcript of the gene dcaf5, whose product is annotated as ddb1 and cul4 associated factor 5. The transcript has 9 exons. Gene Ontology annotation, cellular component: Cul4-RING E3 ubiquitin ligase complex; cytoplasm. Gene Ontology annotation, biological process: negative regulation of fatty acid biosynthetic process. Lineage: Eukaryota; Metazoa; Chordata; Actinopteri; Spariformes; Sparidae. Gene Ontology annotation, molecular function: protein binding. The record is from RefSeq and is a predicted model, not a curated record. The coding region runs from base 450 to 2843 and encodes 797 amino acids.